This is a messenger RNA of Megachile rotundata (alfalfa leafcutting bee), 4805 nucleotides long. RefSeq lists its product as uncharacterized. The record is from RefSeq and is a predicted model, not a curated record. NCBI's taxonomy places the organism in Eukaryota, Metazoa, Arthropoda, Insecta, Hymenoptera, Megachilidae.
ACUUUAUCCAACGAUCACAUGAUUCAUACAAUAAAACUGAUUUAGGACAACGAUACCGUUCAAGUACAAUUUAUACAUAAAUAGACUAAGAAGAAAAAAAUGGAUUAAGAAGGAACAUAAAGGAUGCUCAGGUUCGUGCGCUUUCUAAAUCGCAGUCUCAGCCGUUUAGCACGGGAGAAGAGCUUCAAAGCAGAUGGUUAAUUUCGAUAAGACGGUGGUGAGCUUAUUAUCGAGUGGGUGGAGAACGGAAGGUGGCCGAUGUAAGCACGUAUCGUAGCUUUUGUGGUUGGCAGAAUGGAUUCCAUAAUGAGAUGCCGUGUAAACUGGGACAUCUAAUUAUACUCGAGUGCACACCACUCCAGAAACGUUCGGUCGUCCCUGGAGCUCGAGCCUGGCUCCUGUCGAAACGAUAACGAAUAUUCAAGGAUCACCCUACAACGGCCCUCUACGAUCAUUCAUCGUAAUUUAUUGGUUUCUUUGAUUCCAACCUCUCUGGAUUUCGAAAGUCAUAAGUUUCGUUUGAAUCUUUUUGGAAACUUCUUAGAAUCUUUUUCUCCGAGCUCAGAGUUGGUCAUUUGCACUCAUGUGCUACAACUUGCAAAUUCAACUGCAUUAGCAAUAAUGUUUGUAUCAAAAUAAAAUUUCACAUUAAUCGUCUUGAGAUGAAUUAAAACUUGCUGCUGAUUGUAUCAAGAUGAAAAUGGUGACAUUUUAAGGGGAUCAAAAAUACAUGGAUGAAGAAUGUUAGCAAUGUCAGCAGUCUGCAAUGUUAAGUUGAUCAGUUUAAAGUUAGCUCGAGUUGAAUCUCAUUAUCGGUUCAAUUCAAUCAUGUUUACCAUCUUAAUUUAUACAAAAAAUAAAGUUAGCGUCCAUGUAACCUUUCAACAGUAGAUUUUACAUUGAAAAUCUGUGCAAGAUGAAAUGAGUCGUGAACAGAGAUCCUUUGAUCGAAUAAGGGUUGACAAAGACCGUACAAAAUCAUGAAAACGAUGAGAUAUUCUUCAUUACGAAUACCUCGAAGAACCAGUGACCCGACUAGCCAUUGUUCUUCAAUUGUGGAAGAUUGAAAACGUUCCUAAAAUAUCAGUUAUUGAACAUUCGAAAUAUAAAAGGGAAGAGGGAUGGUGGGGGCAGAGGGACGAAAGGGAAAGAGAGGAGGUGAGCGAUAGCGAGAAGGAUGCAAUCACCAGAAGAACAAUCAGCCCUAAGUAUGGGGAGUGUCGUGGGCAGUAACGUAAACGUAAGCAACGGAACGACGAGGAGGAUGGACUCGACGACGUUCCUGCCAGAAGCGACGCCGACCCUCAGCGAACGAGAACAACUCAAAAUUGAAUUUUACAAAACCUAUGAUGUUAUGACCGGAGUCAGAAUUGCAGCGACUCUCGGUGGUUUUUUCGGUCUUAUGAUUCUUCUGCUUGUCUAUAAAAGCAGGUGUAAAUCGAGCAAGCAGUUGGAAGAUCCAAGACUGACCGCAGCAGCGGCCGCAGCGGUAGCUGAAGCAGAAGCUGAGGAAAGAGCUCUCGCAGCCGCCCUCGAAGCCAUUACUAGAUUACCACCUAGACCAGACAGGGGUCCCAGAAGGUCUCUUUGUGUUGAGGUGACUCAAUCUCAUUCUCCAAGAAUCGGCCCGCGUUUCGCAUCAGUCGGAGGUGGUUACGAGGCUCUAUUAACAGCGCCAACGAAGCAACCAAAUUUGGCACCUCCGGAAGAACAGAGAAGAUGCAGUUCCGUGACUUGUAGCAGUACUGGAAGUAGUUAUCUCGAGAGGAGAGGGUCUGCGAUGCCCGUACCAUGUCUGCCGCUUCAUCCUGCGUUUUCGACGAAACACUCUGCCCACGACGAACCCUGGGACCUUUAUUAUCCAAUUGAUAUUCAAGUAAUCCAGCCAACCCCUGAGCUUUCUCCAUGCACAAGUGAAGCAGGUCUUUAUGCAAAUGAAUUGAUGAUCACAGGAACUGCUGGUAAAAGAGCACCAUUGGCUUCCAUGGGCAGCGUAGAUCCUCCUGAACCAGAUUCAAGCUUUGAUCAUUCAAAAUCACUGGGUUCUGACUCAGUCUUCCUGAGAACCGAUGAGCAGGAAGAGUGUCUAGAUACAGAGGAUGAGGUGUCUGGUUUCUCAACCGAUUCUGAAACACCUGGUCCCAGUUGUCGACGAUUUCUUCGUGUACCUUCCAAGAAAAAGAAGAUUGUUGAGAAAUGGGAUGGUUGUGCUGGAUGUGUUCCUAGACGACGGCCUGGAGGAAAACCAUGCCAAACUUGCCACAGCAUCAGCGCAGCUGUUGAAACUUCAGGAUCUCAGGCAGCAUCUACGAGCUCUAGCAGCCAGAGUAGCCUCGGUUCUCCACCGUGUUCACCGGCCAUCGAGCUCAGACAUAGACCACCACCAGCGCCAUUACCGUCGAAUCCACCUGUCUGGUCGCAAGAAACAUUGUUUUAAUCCUUUGAAGACUUAUUGGGAAAAGGAUGUCAUGAAUAGCUGGCAAUCGCACAAAAGUAUCUCCUCUAAGGAAAAGGAACGAAGAUUGACUUUUAUAAUGGUCCAUGAUAUCGGUUUAACUAGAAAAGAAACAAUAAAUAAAGAAUGGAGAAGUAAAGAUGGAAGGAAAAAUGAAAGACAUGGGAAUAAAAGAAAGGGAAGAGAAAAAAUGGAAAACCCUACAGAAUGUAAAAGAAAAAGAGAACCUUGAAGACAAAAAGAUUGUUAAGCAAUUUAAAAAAUGGGAAUGCGGGAGAAUAAUUGCAAAACUGUAAUUAAAUAUAAAAAGUAAUUGAAGAAAUAAUAAAUACCGAAAAUUUUAUGAACAAAUAAGUAGGUGAAGAGAAGUUCAUGAAAAAUUAGCCCCAACUUUUUGUUCUUUUUGUUUAAAGGAAAAUAACAUCGAGCAGGAAAUAAUAGUAUCGUGUGUCAAGUUUCUAAAAGAGAACUGACAAGAACGAAUGAAAGAUAGUUAACCAUAAAAGUGGAAUAACCAAAGGAAAUGCCAAAACAUUUGUAUAGUAGCUUUUAAGAUACGAGCAAACAAAGAGAGAAACAGAAACUAACAGACUAAUUAAUCGUUAAACGAACUGUUGUAAAAAAAAGAAGAAAACGGUAGCGUGCCAUAGAUAUAUAUUGUAAAUAACAAAUAAAAUGGUAAAAGGAAAGAACUCGGUUCCUUUUUUUCGUACUCGAAAAAGAGUGAAAACGCGUCACGUUUAUAUCGCGUUAGACAGGAAAAAAAAUCAAAACUUUUAAAAAAGAUGUUGAUCUAGUUGUGCGUGUAUAAAUAAAAAAACAAAAAACAAAGAAAUGAAAAAUACUUCUCGUUAUUCGUUUUUUUGUUUUAAAUAUUGCAUAUGUAUAUAUAUAUAUGUACGUAUAAUACGCGCGAUUAAAGAUAAAAAACUAGAUUAAUCAAGUGAGGAACUUGAAGGAACAAAAAUCUAUGAAAUUCGUCAAUUUAUUUUUUCCAAGUUGAAACGAAUGGUUUUAGAUCGAAGUAGUUGACGAAUAAUUUCAAUAAAACAAGGAGUUUAAUAACAUAUUUCGUUAGAAUAAUUUUUAUAUCAAGUUAAAAUAAAUUAAACCAAGAUUAUUUAUAUAGAACAGACAUCACAUAGUAUUCAAAGUUUCGUUUCAGUUUUAUGUUUUUUUUCAUGUUUAAUUACUUAAUGACGCUUUGAUGACUGCCAAUUGAAAAGCAGAAAUCCUCUAUGUAUGUGACUCGUGGUACAUGUGUGUUGUGCACGCCUGCGUGCAUAUGUUGCGUGUGUGUAUAUGAGCGUACCUUUACGCACACGUGUAUAGAAAACUAGAAAAUCAAAGCCAAAUAUUAAUAGUGUUGUCAAUUUUUCCAAUAAUCGGGACACGUUUAUAAUCUCGUACUUCUCAGUUCUACAUGUUUUACUUCAAUUGUUGCAUAUUCUUAACUAAUGUAGUAUAUUCUUUAUUGAUCAGAGUCUUCUUUUUAUUGUUACUCUAAACUGAUAUAGUUACAAUAUUAAUUUAUUUAUGUUGUUUGUUAAUUGUUAAAUGUGCGAACUAAGACGAAAUUGUUAUAAACGUGAACCCGAUUAAACGUUUAAUAAUCACGUUACAACGCGAAACUUCUGUCGGUGCCUUUCCGCCGGAUCUUCUUCCAUCAUUAUGGUUUUAGAUAGUAUCAUCUCAUCAAGGAAAAUCAUAAAUAAAUCAAAUGCUAUGUCUGUAUAGCGACAGAGAGUGGACAAAAUAAUGGAAACACUGAAUAUCUAGCAUGUUAUUUUUAAAUGUUUUCUUCUGUCAAAUAUUUUAUUUAAUCCUCAUCGAAUUUUCUUAGCAAUUGUUUGUUAAAUGUAUAUGCUAAUUUCAUAUUUUCGUUAUAGUUUCAUUUUUAACUUAAACUAACAGAAUAUAACAAAAAAGAUUAGUGAAUUGUUAAACAUGUAUUUACUUGUAACAAGUGUUUCCAUUAUGUUGCUCAAUUACUGUAUAUUAAUGACAAUCAUAAUCAAAAGUUGUGAUUAUCCUUGUCACCGUAAUUAUAACACGAAUGAAAAAAAGUAAAACGGCGAAAAAACGUGUAACGACUAGUAAAAAAAUAACUGAGAGAAUUAUACCUCUAACGAUAGGGUGAGAAACUACAAACUCAAAGCAAUCGAAACUGUAAAUUAGAGUAAAACGAACGAAAGAAAAAUACUAUGAAACGAUAAGAGAAAAGGAAUAGGUGAUUAUGAUUAUGAUGACGGUCAUGAUCACGAAAAAUGAAGCUCCACCAUUCUUUCGUAAUGUUUUGAACAAAUCUUUCCUGAUGUACGAACAAUAAAACUUUCACUAUUUCCUACUA